Molecule: messenger RNA, 501 nt
Organism: Culex pipiens pallens (northern house mosquito)
Lineage: Eukaryota; Metazoa; Arthropoda; Insecta; Diptera; Culicidae
Product: rhodanese domain-containing protein CG4456-like
Exons: 3
Coding region: 105-449 (114 amino acids)
Cellular component (GO): mitochondrion
Molecular function (GO): thiosulfate-cyanide sulfurtransferase activity
Source: RefSeq, a predicted model, not a curated record
CACGCCGUCUCUUAUCAGCCAUAAACCCCGCGCUUCUGCCUUAAAUUUGGCAAUUCAACUGCUAUUGCCAGUUUAGUCAGUAAUCUAACCCAGAAACAUUAACAAUGUCGAUCGCCACCUACGAGGAAGUCCUGGACCUGCCCAACCACCCGGAGAAGCUGCUCGUGGACGUCCGAAGUCCGGACGAGCGCGACCAGACAGGGAAAAUCCCGACCAGCAUCAACAUUCCAUUGCUAACGCUGGAGGAAACGCUAAAAUUGUCGGCCGACGAGUUCAAGGCAAAGUUUGGACGCGACAAGCCGGAACUUGGCACGGAGAUGAUCUUUCACUGCGGCAAGGGGGGACGCGCGCAGAAGGCCGCGGAUGCGGCCUCGGUUCUUGGAUUUUCGAAGGCAAGAAAUUACAAAGGAUCUUGGAGCGAGUGGUCAACUAAACAAGGAUUAAACUAAGUUUGUUGCAAAGGCUUUCGAAGAAAUAAAAUAAAUAUUGUUCAACAAAUAA